GAGCACAUCGAGCACCAGCUCGACCACCAGUACCUCGAGCACAUCGAGCACCAGCUCUACCUCGAGCACAUCAUCGACUUCGAGCACCAGCUCCACAAGCUCGACGUCCAGUACUACAUCUACGUCGAGUACCUCGAGCACAUCGAGCACCAGCUCGACCACCAGUACCUCGAGCACAUCGAGCACCAGCUCGACCACCAGUACCUCGAGCACAUCGAGCACUAG
Molecule: messenger RNA, 225 nt
Organism: Monosiga brevicollis MX1
Lineage: Eukaryota; Choanoflagellata; Craspedida; Salpingoecidae
Exons: 1
Source: RefSeq, a predicted model, not a curated record